This is a messenger RNA of Pieris macdunnoughi, 366 nucleotides long. NCBI's taxonomy places the organism in Eukaryota, Metazoa, Arthropoda, Insecta, Lepidoptera, Pieridae. The record is from the annotation of a GenBank genome assembly.
AUGAGUGAGGAACAUUCAUCAGAAAGACAGUCAGGAUUCUGUUCUGCGACUUGCAGUGAUAGAGCAAGUUUGCGGAAGGAGAUCGGGAAAAAAGAAGUCAAGACCUCGGACGUAUUUGUAACCUGCAAUUUGCCAAAGAGAUUUGAACAUCCACAUUGGUUCAAUGGUUAUGGAUGUCAAUUGAGUAAGCAACAUCCAUUUUACAGAACUUCGGCAAGUGAAUACGGCUGGUUUCCGCCAGGUUACCAUUCAGUCCCUUCGGUAUUUUUCCCCGCUGGUCAAACGUUCACAAAUCGUUUAUCCGCAGCUGGCAUGUACAGAAAUUACAGCCUAAAUACUGGCAUGGACCCUGCUGGAUAUCGUUAA